Coccomyxa subellipsoidea C-169 is the source of this 537-nucleotide messenger RNA. Its product is annotated as cyclophilin. NCBI's taxonomy places the organism in Eukaryota, Viridiplantae, Chlorophyta, Trebouxiophyceae, Coccomyxaceae. Gene Ontology annotation, cellular component: intracellular membrane-bounded organelle. The transcript has 6 exons. The annotation marks the transcript as partial. Gene Ontology annotation, biological process: protein peptidyl-prolyl isomerization. The record is from RefSeq and is a predicted model, not a curated record. Gene Ontology annotation, molecular function: peptidyl-prolyl cis-trans isomerase activity.
GUGUACUUCGACAUUCAAAUUGGUGACGAACCUGCCGGCCGCAUUGUGAUCGGCCUCUUUGGCAACGCCGUCCCAAAAACUGCAGAGAACUUCAGGAGCCUGUGCGUUGGAGACAAGGGAAUUGGCAAGAAGGGGAAGCCCCUGCAUUACAAAGGCAACGCCCUUUCACAAAGUGUCUCCUUCCAUAGGAUUAUUCCCAAUUUCAUGAUCCAGGGUGGCGACCUGACAGACGGCAAUGGCAUGGGCGGAGAAUCGAUCUAUGGAAACAAGUUUGAGGAUGAGAACUUCUCCCUGAAGCACACGGGCCCUGGGAUCCUCUCAAUGGCAAAUUCGGGGCCCAACUCUAAUGGAUCUCAGUUCUUCAUCACCACUGUUACAACAUCCUGGUUGGAUGGGCGCCACGUUGUCUUCGGCAAAGCAGUGGUGGAGGGAUAUGACAUUGUCAAGAAGAUUGAGGCUCUGGGCAGCCAGGACGGCAAGCCCAAAACGAGAGUGAUCAUUGCUGACAGUGGAGAGAUCCCAACUGCAUCUUCCUGA